AUGAUAUCUGGCGUGAAUAGCAGAAAAUCAUCAUCAUCAACUGGUAUCACACUACCUUCUUUUUCAUCAUCACCAAACCAUCCAAUGUCCUCUCUUUCGAAUCCAAGCUCAUCACCGAUGACUUCCCCUCUCCAUAAUGCUCACCACCAACAACCAUCUUUUUUGAGCCAUUCUUCCCAACCAACUUAUACGGCACCAACAACUAUGAAUACCAAUGUAGCCAUGAUGGGAAGGACUCUUAGCAAUACGAGCAUUGCCAGCGAUGAUCUGAAUGAAAUAACGUAUGGCCAAAAACAAAAACCACACAAACAAGUUAAACAAUAUAUACUCGGCGAAGUUCUUGGAGAAGGAGCUUUUGGUAAGGUUCGGGAAGCCAUUGAUUCUAACUCACUGAAGAGAGUUGCCAUCAAGAUUAUAAAACGAGACAAGCUCAAACGUAUCAAGAAUGGUGAAACACUUCUCAAGAAUGAAAUUAACAUUAUGAGAAAAUUAAAGUCUCACAAGAAUAUUAUCAAACUUAUCGAGGUCAUACAUGUGGAAGGAGGAGCUGCAUCAGGACAUUCAUCUGUAUCAUCAGUUAGUGGUGCUGGUAGAAUGAGCAUUUCUAACAUAUUUGUAAAUCAGUCAGCAUCAAGUACCGAGAAGGUACCAACAAAUUCUCAGACACAACCAAAUGGAGCAAACACUUCUUUUAAUUCAAAGAAAGCCAGAACGUAUAUGGUUAUCGAAUUUGCUGGUGCAGGAAGCUUGCAACAGUUAAUGAAUUCACAACCAAAUAAUCGUUUACCUGUAAAUGAAGUUUGGCACUAUUUUAGACAAUUAAUUGAUGGAUUAGAAUAUAUGCACAGUCUGGGAAUAAUUCACAGAGAUAUCAAACCAGCUAAUUUGAUGAUUACUCCAGAUAGAGUUCUUAAAAUUAGUGAUUUUGGUACAGCAAUUGAACUCGACCACUUCUCUCCAAGUGACGAAUGUACACAAAGCUUUGGUACACCUCAUUUUCAAUCGCCACAAAUUGCUACAGGUUUGAAACAAUUUUCAGGUUACAAGUUGGAUAUUUGGGCUUGUGGUGUUUCCUUAUAUGUAUUGAUUGUUGGAAAACAACCAUUCCAUGAUGAUGGUAAUAUUAUGAAUUUGUAUGAACAAAUUGCCUUAGGAAAAUAUGAAAUACCUGAUUGGGUUGAAAACGAUCUUAAGGUUCUCAUUAAGGGAAUGAUGACAGUUGAUGAAGAUCAAAGAUGGACUAUUGAGGCCAUUAAAUCCAGUGAAUGGUUUAAUACAACAAGAUAUAGUGAUACAAUGACUGAUAGAAAUUCUAUCGACUCUCACCAAUCGAUUGGUCGUGAAUCAACUAAUUCUGCCAAGCUUUCUUCGGCCAACAUUUCACGAACCAAUUCUAGGGUUGGUGCAGCCAAGAAGAUUCUUGUCGAUAGAUGGAAGAGUUUUACCUUACUUCCCUAUUUGGCCAAAGCAGUUAAUACUGAAGCUAGUGCCAUGACUCCAACAACCACCCAACAACAACCUCUCUCAGCUAGAAGUACAACAAGUGUUAGUUCUGGAAAUCUUGAUCAAUUGGAAAGAAAAUCCAUCGGACAAGUACCUCCACAACCAAGUACAACACCUCACAAGAGUCUCAAUCUUAGUGAUUAUGCUACUCUUCAACAAGGAGGAGCAAAUAUUGAUUCAAUGAGUAUUGAUGGAAGUAAUGACAGUUUUGAUCAUCACAAUACAAAGGAUGGUAUGUCUGACGAUGGAAAUGCAACUCCAAAUGCUGAGAAUGCUGAUGACAUUAUGACCUUAAAGCUUACAACUCCAGCUGCCUCUAAAGGAACGUCAAAGGGAUCAAAAUCUUCAAAACGAAAGUUAAAUGUUACCUCUUCUAAUGCAAACAAUACUGCUACAGAGAGUCAGAGCCAGGGAGAACAAGAUAAAAAGUGCACCAUCAUGUAAAAUAAUUUAUAAUCUGGUGGAAAGUUACACUUGGAGCUUAAUGCUCUCAUUUUUGAAAAUGGCAGUCAUUUCAUUUUCUUUUGAAUCAACAAUGGAUGCAAGUUUAAAGAAUAAAUGGAUUGAACAAGCAAUAAACUCAAUACUGUAAAA
Messenger RNA from Naegleria gruberi, 2097 nucleotides. RefSeq names its product serine/threonine protein kinase. The record is from RefSeq and is a predicted model, not a curated record. Lineage: Eukaryota; Heterolobosea; Eutetramitea; Acrasida; Naegleriidae. Gene Ontology annotation, biological process: protein phosphorylation. The coding region runs from base 1 to 1947 and encodes 648 amino acids. Gene Ontology annotation, molecular function: protein kinase activity; ATP binding. The transcript has 2 exons.